AUGACUUUUGGCAAAUGGUGCGUGCGAGAAUUAAUGAAUUAUGAUCAAGGUCCUGUGGCAGAGUUACGAGCUGCUGCGUACAAAUGCAUGUGCAUGGAACACUGGCGUGUUCACUCGAUAGCAGAUUUGGAUUCCCUGGGGCAUGGGUGGAAUGGUCUUAGUCAAACCUAUGUCUGGGCUGGGGUGCAAUCGCAGGGUAGUUUGUCGUACGAAGAGGAAUUUAUAUUGAAUUCCCGAGGAAUGAAAAUUUUCACGUGCAGAUGGAUCCCUAUAUCUCGAGAACCAAAAGCCCUAGUCUUCUUGUGUCAUGGUUACGCCAUGGAAUGCAGCAUAACGAUGAGAGGUACCGGAAUUCGGCUUGCCAAGGCUGGGUUUGCAGUUUAUGGACUAGAUUACGAGGGCCAUGGAAAAUCGGUUGGGUUGGACGGCUACAUUUCUUGCUUUGAUAAUAUCGUCAACGACUGUUGUGACCAUUUCACUAGCAUAUGUGAGAGGGCAGAAAACAAAAACAAAUCGAGAUUUAUAUUUGGAGACUCGAUGGGAGGAGCUGUGGCUAUCCUAUUGCACAGAAAGAACCCAAAAUAUUGGGAUGGUGCAAUCUUAGUUUCUCCCAUGUGCAAGAUUGCAGAGAACAUGAAGCCUCAUCCGUUGCUUCUCAGCGCUUUAGAUAAGCUUUGCCAUGUUGUUCCAACCUGGAAGAUGGUUCCAGCUCCAAACUUGGUUAAGGUUGGAAUAAAAGAAGUUGGACGAAGGAACGAGCUUAAAUCAAACCCAUUUUGCUACAAAGGUAGGCCUCGCUUGAAAACCGGCGACCAACUUUACAGGGUCAGCUUAGAAAUUGAACAGAACCUCCACCAGAUCACAUUUCCCUUUUUAGUUGUCCACGGAGAGAAAGACAAAAUAACAGAUCCGUCCGUAAGCAAGUUAUUAUAUGAAUCAGCGUCAAGUUCAGACAAAAUGUUGAAGUUGUAUCCCGGAAUGUGGCAUGCAAUCACUUCCGGUGAACCUCCGGAGAACAUUGACAUGGUUUUUGCAGACAUCAUUGCCUGGUUGACGGAAAGAGCGGCCGGCAGCGGAGGUUCAAGACCGAAAAAUGGAGAAGAAAGUAUAAGUGACACAGUUCCAAGCUCUUGA
Messenger RNA from Nelumbo nucifera (sacred lotus), 1134 nucleotides. Lineage: Eukaryota; Viridiplantae; Streptophyta; Magnoliopsida; Proteales; Nelumbonaceae. The record is from RefSeq and is a predicted model, not a curated record.